AUGGCAGGGGGCAACUCGAUCAACAGAACCAAGUACAAAAACAAGGCGGCUCACCACGCCCAGGCGUUGGCGAAGAAGCGGGCAUCGAAAGUGCGCAACACCAAGCUGGCCCUCGGCCGCUACCACGAAAAGGCGGUGGCCGCCCCUGGCGAACUGACGGAAGUCGCCCUCUACAAGGGUGCCCCCGUCGCCGGCGACGCCAUCACCACUCAGUCGCUCUCGAAGAAGAGAGCCAAGAAGCUUGCCCGUAACAUGAAGUACAUCCGCCAGAGACUGGGCACUCCCGGUGACGAAAUGCUGGUCGACGAAGAAGCGGAGCCGCCUAAGGAAGGUGACGUCGAACGGGUGAAGAAGGCGUUGUGGAACUUGGUGGAAAACUGGCAACCAGUGCUUCCCUCGGGCGCCGGCACCACGUUGGGGGCGUAA
Diutina rugosa is the source of this 426-nucleotide messenger RNA. RefSeq lists its product as uncharacterized. NCBI's taxonomy places the organism in Eukaryota, Fungi, Ascomycota, Pichiomycetes, Serinales, Debaryomycetaceae. Bases 1 to 426 code for a protein of 141 amino acids. The record is from RefSeq and is a predicted model, not a curated record. The transcript has a single exon.